ACAAAUCUGACACUGAAACAUGGCCAAAAGCGUUGCCAUGUCUUACCGUUGCAAUGUCUUCCUCAGUGUCAGUAUGAUGUCUAUUGCAUCUAGCUUCUGCUUCAAGAAACAGUAAAUCACCCAGUACAAGCAAACUUAGGUUCCAACCACAUAUAGAAUCCAAAGGUAGUAAGUGUUUUUAUGUUGUGGAAUUCUGGUUCCUUCUGGUAUAACUCAGCUGCAAAAAAAAAAUGGUGUUGCCUAAACUCUCUCUGCUCUUCUGGAUUCUCCUUUCUUCAUAUGCUAUUCUCUUGAUAAAUUCUCCAGUUAAAUGUGAUGAUGAUGAGAAAGAUAAUCUUUAUCAAGGUAUCAACAAGUAUCGAUCAUCGUUAAACUUGAAAGCUCUUACAAAAAAUAAAAAUGCAGAUUGUCUUGCUGAUAAAAUAGCUGACCAAUUCAAGAAUCAACUAUGUACAAAUACCACAGGUGCUAAUACAGUACCAGGUACAGAACCUCAAUUCUCAAACUACCCAAACCUGUUAGCUAAAUGCCAAUUAGCUAUUUCUGACACAAGAGAUGGAACUGUAAUGCCUGCUUGUGUUCCCGGACUAGCUUCAAGCCUUGUCCUCGCUAAUUUCACCAAAUCUCUCUACUCAGAGAAUCUCAAUGACACGAAAUAUACAGGUAUCGGUAUCGGUUCAGAAGAUAACUGGAUUGUUGUUGUCUUGACCACUGACACUCCUACAGGAAACUUUGCUCCAUAUAGUUCUAAUGCUGCUAAUUUGAUUUCCAAAGUUGGAAUGAUUUACUGCUCAAUACUCUUGUUAGCUGGCAAAAGUUUCCUGUCAUGAAAACUAGAGGAUGGCUAUUGGCAAUGCUUCAUUGUUACAAUUUUGUUAUCAAUCAGAAACGCAUGCUACCGCUACUAAGGUUUUACUGAAUAAGGUUAAAAUGGAAACAAUGAAGAUAACUUCUUUCAUUAUUUCUGUCAGAAAAAACUUGUGUCGCUAUUGUUUAAUAGCAUAAUUGUCUAUUGAAUGCUAGAGUAAGAAAAGUAGGAGUGUUGUUCCCAAACGGUUGUUAUUGUUGUCAUUGUUAUCAAUAAUAUCAUUUUUGAGCUUGGAAGUUCAGACUUUGCAAAA
Cicer arietinum (chickpea) is the source of this 1121-nucleotide messenger RNA. RefSeq lists its product as uncharacterized. The record is from RefSeq and is a predicted model, not a curated record. NCBI's taxonomy places the organism in Eukaryota, Viridiplantae, Streptophyta, Magnoliopsida, Fabales, Fabaceae.